UCCCAACUUUCUUGUGGCGUAUAAAAGAGAGGAAAAGACUCAGAUGAAGCAAAAACAGCAGACAUGGGGUCAAUUAGGAGGAUGUGCUGGCUCCAGCUGUGGCUGAUUUCUAUUCUGGCAGCUUUCUGUCAGAUUCCCACAUCUGCAGGAUCACCUCAGCCUGUGAUGUCUGCUCCUAACUUACUGAGAGUGGGAACAGAAGAAAAUAUUUUUGUAGAGAUCCAGGACUUUGGGGGAAGUAAUGAUGUCACCGUUACCAUCCAUGUGAAGAAUUUCCCAACCAAAACCAGAACUCUGGCAUCCACAACUGUGACACUAAGAAAGGACAAAAAUUUCCAGGAUUUUGGGAGGGUCACGAUCCCUGCUGCAGAGUUCAUCAAUUCCAGGGCAAACAAGGUUUCCCUUCAAGCAGAGUUCAGCACAGGCACAACUCUUGAAACAUAUGUUCUAGUUUCCUUCCAGUCUGGCUUCAUUUUCAUUCAGACCGACAAGCCCAUCUACAACCCCGGCACUCUUGUACAAUACAGGGUUUUUGCCAUGGGACCUGGCAUGGAGCCUUUGAAUAAUAGUCAGCCUGAAGCUAUUACAUUGGAUGUUAUGACGCCUGAUGGCAUCAUAAUACAGUCUGAGACUGUUUCAACGACUACACCGAUGCACUCAAGAAAAUACAAACUUCCUAAUGUUGUCAGUUUCGGACAGUGGAAAGUGGUGGCAAAAAUUGGCAGUAACACACAGGAGGCCUUUACGGCAGAGUUUGAGGUCAAAGAAUACGUACUUCCCAGCUUUGAGGUAAAAAUUACACCUCCACCUCAGACCCCAUUCUUUUACAUGAACAGCAAUGAGCUUACCUUCACUAUCACAGCUAAGUAUAUGUUUGGUAAAGAGGUGGAUGGAACAGCCUACGUGGUUUUUGGGCUCAUCCAGGGGGACUCCAAAAAGAGCUUUGCAAACUCCCUUCAGAGAGUCCCGAUCGAGCAUGGUCGAGGAGAGGUCACACUGAGGAAAAAUUACAUCACAAGCACCUUUGGAGACAUUCUUGCUCUGGAGGGCAAAUCCAUAUAUGUAGCCGCUAGCGUGCUGACAAAAAGUGGAGGUGAACUGGUAGAGACGGAGUUGAGAGGCAUCAAGAUUGUCAAAUCUCCAUACACCAUCACAUUCAAAAAAACACCCAAAUAUUUCAAACCGGGAAUGUCCUUUAAUGUUAUGGUUGAAGUCACCAAUCCUGAUGACAGUCCAGCAUCGAAGAUAGAUAUGGUGCUUGAACCUGAAGACAAAGAAGACAAACUUUACGACACCACCACAGCAAAUGGCAUAGCAAGGUUCAGUGUGAAUACUGUAGCAAGCUCACAAAGCCUGACUUUUAAAGUGAAGACUAAUGAUGCCAAGCUAGAUUCUGACAAACAAGCAACAGCCUCAAUGCAGGCGUACCCAUACAGAUCUUCAAAUAAUCAGUACAUUUAUAUGAGUGUGAAUACAGAUGAGGUGGUAAUAGGAGAAACCAUGAAAGUUGACUUCUUCUUCGGCUCUCAUGAAAAUCGAGAAAUUGACGUCACAUAUCUGAUCUUGAGCAGAGGUAUGCUGAUAAGCCAUGAUCGAUAUAAAAGCAACAAUCAAAAACAGUUUACCCGAAUGGUUAAAAUCACCAAAGAAAUGCUGCCAUCAUUCCGCAUUGUAACCUACUACCACACAACUUCCAAUGAACUGGUUUCAGACUCUGUUUGGGUCGACGUGAAAGACACCUGCAUGGGAACGCUGAGGCUGGAAAUGGUAAAUGCUCAACCAUCCUAUGAACCUCGCAAACGUUUUAGAAUGAAGAUCACUGGAGAUCCAGGGUCAACAGUGGGAAUGGUUGCCGUUGACAAAAGUGUGUAUGUGUUGAACAACAAGAACCGUCUGACACAGAGAAAGAUUUGGGAUGUUGUGGAGCAAUACGACACUGGUUGCACUGCAGGAGGAGGAAAGGACAACAUAAAUGUGUUCUAUGAUGCUGGACUUUUGCUUCAAACCAGCCAUGUUGGGACACCGUACAGAGAUGAUGUAAACUGCUCCAGUUCCAGCGGAAGCAGACAGAAACGAUCGGGCACUAUAAUGGAAGUCAGAGCCACCCUGACAAGUAAUUAUGAAAAUGAAGCAUUAAAAAAACAAUGCUGUUUGGAUGGUAUGAGGGAUAUCCCUUUAUCAUACAGCUGUGAGAGACGAAGCGAAUACAUCAUGGAUGGUUCAGCAUGCAUUGAAGCGUUCCUGAGAUGUUGUACGGAGAUGCUAAAACACAAAUAUGACAAAAAGGAGGAGAUGCUAAUGCUUUCUCGCAGUCUUGAGGAGGAUGGCUACAAGGACAGAAAUGAAAUAAUAAGUCGCCACACUUUUCCUGAAAGUUGGCUUUGGAGGGAUGUAUUACUACCCUCCUGCCCUUCACAUGACUCCCGCUGUACGACCAAAUCAGAGGAGAUUAUUGAGUCGUUGCCAGACUCAAUAACAACCUGGCAGCUGACUGGAGUGAGUUUGUCAAGAACUCUUGGAAUCUGUGUGGCCAGUCCAGUAGAGGUUACAGUCUUUAAGCAAUUCUUCAUUGAUCUCAGGCUCCCGUACUCUGCUGUACGUGGAGAACAGCUGGAAAUUAAGGCAAUUCUCCACAACUACAGUGAAGAUCCCAUCACUGUCCGUGUGGAAAUCAAAGAGGAGGGCACCGUCUGCAGUGCUGCUUAUAAGAAAAAAUGGUAUCGCCAAGAAGUCCAGGUCGGACAUCAAACUACACGCUCUGUAUCAUUUAUCAUUGUUCCCAUGGAGCAUGGAGAAGUUCCAAUUGAGAUCAAAGCAUCUGUGAAAAACUCACAAGUUGCUGAUGGAAUCAAGAAAAUGCUACGUGUGGUGCCUCAAGGUGAGCUGACAAAAACUGUAACAAAAGUAAUACUAGACCCAGCUGGGAAAGGUGGCAAGCAGGAGGAGACAAUCAACAGUGACAUUUCCCUAAUAGAUCUGGCUCCAGACACACCUAAGCGCACUGAAAUCUUUCUGACAGGAAUAGAACAGAUGAGUACACUGUUGGAUAACGCUAUUACUGGGGAAUCGAUGGGUACUCUGAUCAGACAGCCAGCAGGUUGUGGAGAACAGAAUAUUGCUGCCAUGACCCUGCCUGUUAUAGCCACCAUAUUUUUAGAUAAAACAGACCAAUGGGAGAUGGUGGGCAUGGAAAAACGCAAGGAAGCGAUACAACACAUAAAAACAGGCUAUACUAACGAGCUUGCUUACCGUAAACCUGAUGGGUCUUUUGCUAUGUAUCCAUAUUAUGCUGGCACCACAAGGCUGACUUCAUAUGUAGCAAAGGUGUUUGCCAUGGCUUAUAAUUAUGUGGCGAUGGAUCCUAAUGUCAUAUGUGGGGCCAUCAAGUUUAUCAUUCUCCGUGCACAACAGCCUGAUGGCAUGUUCACUGAAGUUGAAAACAAGUGGUGGAACGUGGUUGGUGACAAUAAAGAGGUCACCAUUACUUCACUCUGCCUGAUUAGUAUGCAAGAAUCAAGACAAAUCUGCUCUGCCGCUGUUAGUAGUCUGCCAAAUGCUAUAAGCAAAGCAGUAACCUACCUGGAGAGGCGACUACCCAGCCUGAACAAUCCUUAUGCUGUUGCAGUGACUUCCUAUGCCCUGGCAAAUGAAAACAAGCUGAAUAAAGAAUUUCUCCUUCGUUUUGCAUCCCAAGACCGAACCCAUUGGUCUGUAACUGAAGGAAAAACUUACACACUGGAGGCCACAGCUUAUGCUCUUCUUGCUCUAGUCAAAGCCGAGGCCUUUGAAGACGCCAGACCUAUUGUGAGAUGGCUCGGUGAGCAGCAGAGGUUCUGGGGAGGAUAUGGAUCAACCCAUGCCACUAUACUGGUCUAUCAAGCUGCUGCAGAGUAUGCUGCCAAUGCAAGAGAACCAGAUUAUAAUCUGAAUGUGGACAUAGCUAUACAAGGCAGAUCACUGAUGGAAAAGGUCAAUUUUAACAGUGCAAAUCGCUUCAACACCAGAACGUCCAAGUUUGAUGGUAUAAACAAGGAUGUAAAGGUGACUGCAACAGGAACAGGGGAAGCCAUGUUUAGUAUGGUGUCACUGUAUUAUGCUCUGCCCUCAAAACAAGAGAGUGACUGUGAGAUGUUCGACAUGACCGUGGAGAUCCUUCCAGAGCAGAUUGACGAGGAAAAGAGCGUAUACAAGCUCAGUAUAGAAGUUUUGUAUAAGAACAGUCAGCGCAAUGCCAGUAUGCCAGUUUUGGAUAUUGGAUUACCAACUGGUUACAUUUUUAACAAAAAUGACCUAGAAUCAUUGUCCAGUGGACAUGACCGUUUCAUUGACUUUUUUGAAACAGAAAACGUUUUGUCAGAAAAGGGCUCCUUGGUUAUUUACCUGAAAACGAUCUCCAACACUCGCCCAGAUGAAAUUUCUUUUAGAAUUGAACAGCAGAGUAAAGUGGGCAUUCUGCAGCCAGCCGCUGUAUCAGUCUAUGAAUACUAUAAUAAAAAACGAUGUGUAAAAUAUUAUCGCCCUGAGAGGCGAAGUGGCGAGCUCUUGAGACUGUGCCAAGGUGAUGCAUGCUUCUGUGCUGAAGAAAACUGCAGCAAACAGAGAAAGGAGAAAAUCAGCAAUGAUGUUCGCACAACAAAAGCGUGUGAAUCCACUGAAUCCAGCAAAAUAGACUAUAUUUACAAAGUGGAGGUGGAAGGUUUUAUGGGCAAUUUCACCACUGAUGAUUACGCCAUGCGCAUCCUGAAUGUCUUUAAGGAAGGAAGCACUGAUCCGGGCUCAGAAGGUCAACUUCGCACUUUUCUAAAUUAUCAGCACUGCAGAGAGGCUCUAGGGCUGACACCAGGCAAAACAUACCUGAUCAUGGGCUCAUCCUCAGACAUCUACAUCAGGGGUGAUUUACUCCAGUAUGUGCUGGGUGAAAACACCUGGGUCGAGUACUGGCCCACACCUCAAGAGUGCCAGACUGAGAGAUACCGACCGACUUGUUUGGGCAUGGAAGAGUUGGAGGAGCAAAUUGCAGUCUUUGGAUGUCAAAUGAAGUGAAAAGAAACAAAACAGUGUUCUGAUUGUAAUUUCUUUUUUCUGUUUUAGUACAUUUCAGUAAAUUUUGAUAUAAUCAGAUUUAAGUGAGAUUGGCAUAGAUUUAUCUUACACCAUGUUAACAUGUCCUCACUUUGAAUAGCUGAUUAUCGCCAUAAAAUAUAUAAUUUUGAGCAGAAGAAAUGAGAAGAUUAGAAAUCAUUUGCAGCAAGCUUUCACAUUAGACUAAAUAUAUGUGUUGGAUGAAAAAAAUAUGGUAUUUGAAUAAAGACAUGAAUGUUAAGACUCA
Nothobranchius furzeri (turquoise killifish) is the source of this 5329-nucleotide messenger RNA. Its product is annotated as complement C3. NCBI's taxonomy places the organism in Eukaryota, Metazoa, Chordata, Actinopteri, Cyprinodontiformes, Nothobranchiidae. Gene Ontology annotation, cellular component: extracellular region. Gene Ontology annotation, molecular function: endopeptidase inhibitor activity; protein binding. The record is from RefSeq and is a predicted model, not a curated record.